GGCGGAUAUGAUGUGUGUGGUGUGUUGUUGUUAUUGUGUUGUUCCGGGAAACCACUGACACUAGCAGAACAGAGCAGGGGGGUGUACUUGCGCUGAGACUGGAAAGUGCGUCAAAAACAGCGCUGGGUUUUUUCUGUGAUACUUCAGCAUGAAAAUGAGACGCAGCUGCUGAUAGACAGAUGGCUUUAUUCCUGGAGGGGACAGCAGCAAGCAGCACCAUGGAAAUGUCCAAUUUUGCCCAUGUCAUCUUCCAGAAUGUGGGGAAAAGUUACCUUCCUCAUGCAGCAUUAGAGUGCCAUUACACUCUCACACAGUUCAUUAAACCACAUCCCAAGGACUGGGUCGGCAUAUUCAAGGUUGGCUGGAGCACCGCUCGUGACUACUACACGUUCCUGUGGUCACCUCUUCCAGACAGCUACACCGAGGGAACCGCAGUCAACAGAUCUGUGGUUUUCCAAGGUUACUACGUCCCAAAUGACGAUGGUGAAUUCUACCAGUUUUGCUAUGUCACACAUAAGGGAGAGAUCCGUGGGGCCAGCACUCCAUUCCAGUUCCGCGCCAGCAGCCCCACAGAGGAGGAACUGCUGACAAUGGAGGAUGAAGGUGGAUCUGAUAUCCUGGUGGUCACCACCAAGGCUAGUUACCUGGAGCAAAAGAUGGAACAAAUUCAACAGGAAAAGAAGGAGCUCUUGGAAAACAUGGACCUACUUCAGAAAGAGAGGGAUGAACUGAUUGAUGAGAAGAACAGACUACAUAAAGAAUAUGAGCAGGAGCGAGAUAGCAGCUCUCAGCUCAGGAAAGAUGUGCUGGAGUUGCAGCUGUCUGCCCAGAGCUUGCAGGAGGAGAGAGAGGAGGUGAAAAGGAGAAUGGAGGAGAGUACGGCACGACUGUUGCAGUUAGAGGAGGAUCUGAUCGGAGUCACACAAAAAGGCCUGCAGAAGGAGACAGAACUAGACUGCCUGAAGGAUCGAGUGAAGAAGUUAACCCUGGAGAAAGAGGCUCUUGAAUGUCAGCUGAAGAAUGAGAAAGAUGAGAAGGAGCUUUAUAAGAUUCACCUGAAGAACCGGGAGCUUGAGAACACUAAGCUGAGUGCUGAGCUGCAGAUGUUGAAAUCUGUAGAUGUGAAUAAGGAGAACACCAUUGCUCAGCUGAAGGAGGAGCUCACUAGAGUCAAAUCCUGCCUGGCAGAGAAAGAAAAACAGCACUGCCAACUACUGGCCAACAGUUCACCUUCGGGGGAAAGUAAGGCUCUUAGGGAGCAGCUCAGGCAGAAAGAGGAGCAGUUGCAGGCAACCCAGCAGCAGGCAAAUAUGCUAAAAGCUGAGCUGCGCGACUCCUCUAACGCUCGUGACAGAAGCAUGGCCGACCUAUACCGGAUCCGCCUGGAGGCCGAGUCAUUAAAGAAGGGACAGAUGGAAGCCCGGGCUGAGUGUAGCCGCCUGGAAAAGCAGCUGGAGGAGAUGAAAAACUCAACCCAGCAGGAGGCGCAGUGUAAGGAGUCAGAAGGGUUAGCUGUUGCCGAAUUGCAGAGAGAAGUUGAAGAUUUACGGCUCAGGCUGCAGAUGGCUGCUGAACACUAUAAAGACAAAUAUAAGGAAUGCCAGAAGCUCCAGAAACAAGUGGUCAAGCUCAUUGAACAGCAAGGAGUGAAGAGAAGUCCAGGGUCUGAACCAGCAGCUGGUCCUUUAUCUGCCAGUCCAGAGGCAUCUGCACCAGGAAGCCCAGGUUCUUCAGAUGCUGUGCUAGAUGCCAUCAUUCAGGGCAAGCUGAAAAGUGCAAGCAAGGAGCCAGACAAAAAUGACAGAUACAGGAAAUGCAAACAGAUGCUUAAUGAGGAGCGAGAGCGUUGCAGCAUGAUAAACGAUGAGCUCACAAAGAUGGAGGUGAAGCUAAGAGAGCAGAUGAAAACCAAUGAGGGCCUGCGAAUGCAGCUGGCUGCUGAGGAGGAUCGCUACAAGAGCCAGGUGGCAGAGAAGGGCCGAGAACUCAAGGAGCUGAAGGACAGUCUUUUUUCGUUGACCAAAGAAAAAGAGAAGCUAGAGAGGGAGUUGCAAAGGAGUGUCAGCAGGGAAGAAGAACAUGAAAAGAAAGAUGGCAAUGUGGAUGCGCAGUCAGUUUUCUUGCAGUACCCGAUGCCGUACCCUCAAGACGAUCCAUCUCCUCUACUGGUGCCCCAGCGCCCCACUGAUCUCAUGUUUGGGAACCCGUACUCUUCUAAUGAUUCCAGGGAUGGAGCUGAUGGAGAGUUCUCUGAUGACCAUAUGCCCCGACUGCCCCCAGUUGGGCCUCCAUCCUGGGACAGCAAUGUAGUGUGCAUACAGCCCGCCCGGAACCUCAGCCGCCCCGAUGGACUGGAGGAACCAGAGGAGCCGCAGAACACUCAAACCAAUGAUCAGCCUACAGCUGCUGACCCCGCAGAGUUCCUCAAUGAUGGACAGAUGCCAUUCUGCUUUGAACCCAGUGGGGAGCAGAAGCGUUGUCCGCUGUGUGAAGUGAUCUUCCCUCCUCAUUACGACCAGUCCAAGUUUGAGGAGCACGUGGAGAGCCACUGGAAGAUCUGCCCCAUGUGCGGUGAACAGUUCCCUCUCGACUGUGACCAGGAGCUCUUCGAGAAGCACGUCCUCACCCACUUCGACAGUAACGUGCUCAACUUCUAGUCGAGAAAAAGAGUCCUUGCCUCCACUUCACAUUCUGCUCAUUUGUGUUACAGUUAACAGCCACUUUAAACAGCAUAUUUAGCUUUGAGCAUUCAUCUGUAGAGAACUGAUUCUUUAUUUAACGCAAUCAAGAUAAAGUCUGGAUACUGUUAAUGAAUUCCAAAUGACUAAAAGAUGGAUUUGGGUGACGUUUUAGGGUUUUUAUUUAAGUCCAUUGUAGUUGGGGAUUACUUCUGUCAAUAGGACUGUUUAUUCUAGCUCACUUUAACGCUUCUCAUAUCAAAGUUAGCAUUGCAGGUGGUUAAGAAUAAUUUAAGAACACUGAGCAAAUGUCAUAUUAAAGCAUUCUGUUGAGAACCUUCCCCAGGUUCUAUAGUUUAUGUCAGGUAUCGCCUACUAUACUCUGUGCAGGCAGAGCACAGCUUUUUCUGGCAGGGCAUGUAUGUGACCAGCUAAGAGGGUGGUUCUAUAUUAUAAAAUUAUUUUAGAAUAAGCUUUUAAAGAUAAACCUUGAUAAUCAAGUUAUUUGAGUUAGUGUUUUUUCCUUUAUCUAUUUAAAUCAUUUAUUUCAAUUGAGUCGCAUGCUCACGUUUCCUGUGCACUGAAAUCACAAACCUAGAUCUUUUAUUUUUGUUCCAUUUCCUUAGUUAAAUACUUUCGGUCUCUUACUGUGCGAGUGUGUCUUAUAUACUUGAUCUAAACUAAUAAAGAUUUCACUGAAGCAAUA
Onychostoma macrolepis is the source of this 3384-nucleotide messenger RNA. RefSeq names its product Tax1 (human T-cell leukemia virus type I) binding protein 1b (gene tax1bp1b). The coding region runs from base 180 to 2657 and encodes 825 amino acids. The transcript has 18 exons. NCBI's taxonomy places the organism in Eukaryota, Metazoa, Chordata, Actinopteri, Cypriniformes, Cyprinidae. The record is from RefSeq and is a predicted model, not a curated record.